AUGGCACCCAUCGCUUUAUCAGAUGUCCCACCUGCUGUCGACCCAUUCCAUCAAACCACCUCCGACCUUUCUAAAAACCCUCUUGAGCGAACAUGGCGAGGGAACAAGGAAGGCACUUUGAGGAUCCAAGGUUAUCCCGAGUUCAUGUAUGCGGAAGAUGAGGAGGGUCUCUUGAAAAAGCGACAAUGGGUGAAGGAACAUCUUGCUGCUGCCUUUAGAUUCUGGGGCAAGCUAGGAUACGGAGAGGGUAUCAGCGGUCAUAUCACUGUACGAGACCCAAUUUUACGCGAUCAUUACUGGAUGAAUCCGUUCGGUGUUCACUUUUCAGCCAUGUCAGUGAGCAAGCUUGUACUUGUCACUCCUGAGGGCUAUGUCCAUACUACAUUAGGUGCUCAGCGACCCAUCAACAUGGCGGGCUUUCACAUUCACUCUGCUAUACACAAAGCUCGACCUGAAGUUGAAGCUGCCGGACACUGCCAUUCCCUACACGGUAAAGCAUGGUCGGCCUUUGGUAGACCAGUAGACAUCACCACCCAGGACUCUUGCUUGUUCUACGAUAAUCAAGCUGUGUAUCAUAACUUCGGAGGAAUCGUCCUUGCUGCUCAAGAAGGCGAAAACAUCGCUCGAGCUCUCGGACCACGAAACAAAUGUGCUAUCCUACAGAAUCACGGCCUCCUGACUCUGGGAAAUACCGUUGAUGAAUGCGCAUAUUUGUUCUCAGCGUUGGACAAACAGUGCAAAGUCCAACUUAUGCUGGAAGCUGCCGAAGGAAGUGGUAUCAAGAAAACCUUAAUCGAUCCUGAGGAUGCUGUCUUUACCGCAAACACCAUUCAAUACCACGAGAACACUUAUUACAAUUUCAAUCCCGAGUUUGAAUUGAUCGUUGAGCGAGAACCAGAUGUUCUGCUCUAG
This is a messenger RNA of Kwoniella botswanensis, 912 nucleotides long. RefSeq lists its product as uncharacterized. Gene Ontology annotation, cellular component: cytoskeleton. Gene Ontology annotation, molecular function: actin filament binding. The record is from RefSeq and is a predicted model, not a curated record. Lineage: Eukaryota; Fungi; Basidiomycota; Tremellomycetes; Tremellales; Cryptococcaceae. The transcript has 5 exons. The coding region runs from base 1 to 912 and encodes 303 amino acids.